AACCGGGACCGAGUGAGGCCGGAGACCGGGAGCUGCGCCUCGGGUUUCGGCUGCAACACCGGCGGGUCCUGAAUCCUUUCGAAGGCAGAGCUGAAGAGACUGGCGGAGAUUCCGUGAGAUGUUUCAGCUACACGGAGGGUGCCCGGCGUUUCCCCGCCGAGGAUCGGGGCCUGUUGUCUCGAGUUCCCCCUCAAGACCGAUUCCCUGCUGCUGGGAGACGGGAGCUGCCCCGCAGCGGCUGCCGAUGGAUCUCCGGUGCUCUCACCGCUCCCCUGUGCAAUCCGAAUGGCUGAAGUCCAAGGGAGAACAAGGCACAAAGAGGAAACGGGAGCAUCCAGAGGAAACCCAGGUCCUCACGGGGAGAACAGCGGCAGGAAUUGAAACCCAGUCUUCCAAUUGCUGGGGCUGUGAAGAGUGAAGUUAACUGCUACAUUACCAUGUCCCCUGGAUUGCAUCCUUCUCUUUGCAAUAGUCUCCGACAAAACCAAGAUGGAGGGCAGGUGCUUGGCUAAGCAGUCGUGUCUCACCGAUAUACACGAGGUCUCGCCGGGAAUGGAGAUACGGCAGAUAACACCCGACGGGCUUACAGUUGGAGCUCAGGACCCUCCUCCUUCACCCUGCGAUCCCCUCGGACCACCUCGACCUGCCGCCUGGGACCAACAACGGUGGUCGACCAGACUCUCCACAGGAGUCCGUCUCCGUCUCCUCUCCUCGCCGAACACCACGGACCUCGGACUCCUGAUCGGGGUCCGACCCCGCUAGCCGACUCACAGCACCUUGUCCAUCCUCACUCUCUCUCUCACGCCUUCUGCCCCAAAACUUUGAUGUAUGUUGUCUGCAGAUUUCCUUCUGUUUGCUCACACGCGCAUGCGCAGAGGUAUGAGGUAAUCCCAAAUAUCGCGCAUGCGCUCAGUAGACGAGAGGCUCACAAAGACCGGCCGCAGGUUUGAAAUGGCAGAACACUUGUGUAUGGGAAUCUCAAACACAACAACACAUCAGUUUUUCUGUCUGGAUAUUUAAGGAGCGACCAAAUUUAUUCUUUGCAACACCAGCACAUCUGGUGUUGAUUCUUGGACGUGAAGAAGUAUCUCAUCCCAUCUGGUGAUGUAUUCUGUCUCUGAGAUGAAGUUUUCUGUUUUUACUCUGUGUAAUUCACUGGAACCGGGAGCUGAGAACACACCAGCAUUUGUUCACUGGAGAUCAGUUCUUCAACUGCAUCAAUCGUACAAGGCAUUCAAACAUCUGACUUUCUGAAUUGCCAGAGAAUUGUUCGCAGUGAGAUAUCAUUCUCCUUCUCUCAGUGUGGGAAGAGAUUCACUCACAGGCUACCCACAGACACGCCAGUGAGUUCACAGUGGGGAGAGGCCAUUCACCCGCUCUGUGUGAGGGAGGGCAACCACUCAGUCAUCCAGUCUGAAGACACAUCAGCAAGUUCACACCAUAGUGAGAUGCUCCACCUGUUCUGCAAGCGGGAAGCCAUUCUGUUAUUGAUGCUAAAGGUAUAUCAGAAAAUACACCAGUGAGAGGGCAUUGACCUGCUCGGACGGUGGGAAGGCACUCAAUCACGCCACAGUGACACCAGUGAGUUCACACCGGGGAGAAGCCAUUCACAUGCUCUGAAUGUGGGAAAGGAUUCACUCAAUCAUCUCAACUGAAUGAACACGAGCGAGUUCACACUGAAAAGAUGCCGUUCACCUGCUCAGACUGUGGGAAGGGAUUCACUCAUUCGUCCACACUACAUAGACACCAGCGAGUUCACACCGGGGAGAGGCCAUUCACCUGCUCAGACUGUGGGAAAGGAUUCAUUCAGUCAAACGACCUGCUACAACAUCAGUUAGUUCACACUGGGAAGAGACCAUUCACCUGCUCAGACUGUGGGAAGGGAUUCAAUCAGCGUUCUCAACUCCAGACACACCAGCGACUUCACACUGGGGAGAGACCAUUCAUCUGCUCAGACUGUGGGAAGGGAUUCAUUCGCUUUUCCGCACUACAGAGUCAUCGGCGGGUUCACACUAAGGAGAGGCUAUUCACCUGCUCAGACUGUGGGAAGGGAUUCACUCACUCGUCCAAUCAACAGAGACACCAGCGAGUUCACACUGGGGAAAAGCCGUUCACUUGCUCUGAAUGUGGGAAGGGAUUUGCUCGGUCAUCUGAACUGAAGGUACAUCAGCGAGUUCACACCGGGGAGAAGCCAUUCAGCUGCUCUGAAUGUGGGAAAGGAUUCAUUCAUUCAUCUCAGCUCUUGAAACACCAGCAAAUUCACACUGGGGUGAAACCAUUCAUCUGCUCUGAAUGUGGGAAGGGAUUCACUGAUUCAGCUCAUCUGAAAGAACAUCAGUUUGUUCACACUGCAGAGAGACCGUUCACCUGCUCAGACUGUGGGAAAGGAUUCAUUUGGCAUUCUCAUCUGCUGACACACCAGUUAGAUCACACUGGGGAGAAACCAUUCACAUGCUCCGAAUGUGGGAAGGGAUUCACUUGGCAAUCUCAACUGAAGGAACAUCAGCAAGUCCACACUGGGGAGAAGCCGUUCACUUGCUCUGAAUGUGGAAAGGUAUUUUCUCGGUCAUCUCAACUGAAGAUACAUCAGCGAGUUCACACUGGGGAGAGGCCGUUCAGCUGCUCUGAAUGUGGGAAAGGAUUCAUUUGUUCAUCUCAGCUCUUGAAACACCAGCGAAUUCACACUGGGGAGAAACCGUUCAUCUGCUCACAAUGUGGGAAGGGAUUCACCUAUUCAAGUCAGCUGAAAGAACAUCAGUUUGUUCACACUGCAGAGAGGCCGUUCACCUGCUCAGACUGUGGGAAAGGAUUCAUUCGGCAUUCUCAACUACUGACACACCAGUUAGAUCACACUGGGGAGAAACCAUUCAUCUGCUCUGAAUGUGGGAAGGGAUUCACCCAUUCAGCUCAACUGAAGGAACAUCAGCGACUUCACACUGGGGAAUGGCCAUUCACUUGCUCAGUUUGUGGGAAGGGAUUCACUCGGUCAUCUCAACUGAAGGUGCAUCAGCGAUUCCACACUGGGGAGAAACCUUUCAGCUGCUCUGAAUGUGGUAAAGGAUUCACUCGGUCAUGUCAACUGAAGCUACAUCAGCGAGUUCACACUGGGGAGAAACCGUUCAGCUGCUCUGAAUGUGGGAAAAGAUUCACUGGGUCAUCUCGACUGAAGGUACAUCAGCGAGUUCACACUGGGGAGAGGCCAUUCACGUGUUCUGAAUGUGGGAAGGGAUUCUUUGAGUCAUCUCAACUCAAGAAACAUCAGUUUGUUCACACUCGGGAGAGGCCAUUCAGAUGCUUUGAAUGUGGGAAGGGUUUUGCUCGGUCAUUUCAACUGAAGGUACAUCAGCGAGAUCACGCUGGGGAGAGACCAUUCAGCUGCUCUGAAUGUGGGAAGGGAUUCACUUUGUCAUCCAAACUUGUGUGGCACUACCGAAUUCACACUAGGGAGAAACUCCUCACCUGCUCAGAUCGUGGGAAGGAAUUCACUCGGUCGUCUGAGUUUAAAAUACAUCAGCAAAUUCACACUGGGGGAUGCCACUCUCCUGUUCUGAAUGUGGGAAAGGAUUCACUCAGACAUCCCAAUUAAGACUAUAAGAUAUAGGAGCAGAAGUCGGCCAUUCGGCCUUUCGAGUCUGCUCCGCCAUUCGGUCAUGGGCUGAUCCAAUUCUUCCAGUCAUCCCCACUCCCCUGCCUUCUCCCCAUACCCUUUGAUGGCCUGGCUAAUCAAGAACCCAUCUCUCUCUGGCUUAGAUGCGCCAAAGGACUUGGCCUCCACAGUUGCUUGUGGCAACAAAUUGCACAAAUUUACCACCCUCUGACUAAAGUAAGUUCUCCUCAUCUCUGUUCUAAAUGGAUAUCCUCCAAUCCUGAAGUUGUGCUCUCUUGUCAUAGCCUCCCCGACACAUUGGGAAUAACUUUCCCAUAUCUACUCUGUUCAGAGCUUUUAACAUUCAGAAUGUUUCAAUGAGAUUCCGUCCACCCCCCACUGCCUCCCGGCCCCCACCAUUCUCCUGAACUCCAGGGAAUACAGCCCAAAAGAAGACAGAUGCUUCUCGUAUGGUAACCCUUUCAUUCCUGGAAUAAUUCUUGUGAAUCUUCUCUGAACCCUCUCCAAUGUCAGUAUAUCCAUUCUAAAAUAAGGAGCCCAAAACUGCACACAAUACUCCAAGUGUAGUCUCAUGAGAGCCUUAUAGAGCCUCAACAUCACAUCCCAGCUCUUAUAUUCUAUACCUCGAGAAAUUAAUGCCACCAUUGCAUUCACCUUCUUCACCACCGACUCAGCCUGGAGGUUAACCUUUAGGGUAUCCUGCACAAGGACUUCCAAGUUCCUUUCCAUCUCUGCAUUUUGAAUUCUCUCCCAAUCUAAAUAAUCGUCUGCCUGUUUAUUUCUUUCACCAAUAUGCAUGACCAUACACUUUCCAACAUUGUAUUUCAUUAACUACUUCUUGGCCCAUUCCCUGAAACUAUCUAAAUCUCUCUGCCAGCACUCUGUUUCCUCAGCACUACCCGCUCCUCCACCUAUCUUUGUAUCGUCGGCAAAUUUAUCCACAAAUCCAUUAAUCCAACAGUCCAAGUCAUUGACAUACAUUGUAAAAAGCAGUGGUCUCAACAUCGACCACAGUGGAACUCCAGUGGUAACCGGCAGCCAGCCAGAAUAGGAUCCCUUUAUUCCCACUCUGUUUUCUGUUGAUCAGCCAAUGCUCCACCCAUGCUAGUAAAUUCCCUGUAAUUCCAUGGGAUUUAUCUUGCUAAGCAGCCUCAUGUGCAGCACCUUUCAAAGGCCCCUGAAAAUCCAAGUAUACCACACCUACUGCAUCUCCUUUGUCUACCCAUCUUGUAAUUUCCUCAAAGAAUUGCAGUAGGUUAGUAAGGCAGGAUUUUCCUUUCAAGAAACCACGCAGGCUUUGGCCUAUCUUGUCAUGUGCCUCCCAGUACUCCGUAAUCUCAUCCAUAACAAUCGAUUCCAGCAACUUCCCAACCACUGAACUCAGGCUUUCAGGUCUGUAGUUUCUUUUCUGCUGCCUCCCACCCUUCUUAAAUAGCGGAGUAACAUUUGUAAUUUUCCAGUCAUCAGGUACUAUGCCAGAAUCUAUCAGUUCUUGAAAGAUCUUUAGUAAUGCCUACAAAAUCUCUCCAGCUAUUUCCUUCAGAACCCGAAGGUGCAUUCCAUCAGAUCCAGGAGAUUUAUCCACCCUCAGACCUUUAACCUUCCUGAGCACCUUCUCAGUUGUAACUUUCACUGCAUGUGCUUCACUUUCCUGACACUCUUGAAUGUCCGAUAUUCAGUACUGCAGAUGCCUUCCACCGUGAAGAAUCAUGCAAAAUACGCAUUCAGUUCCUCUGCCAGCUCUGUGACUCCCAUCACAAUAUCUCCCGUGUCAUUUUCUAUUGGUCGUUUAUCUAUUCUCAACUCUCUUUUACCCAAUGGCAGCCAUCCUUUAGCCAAGUUUCAGAUUUGGCCACAACGUCAUAUUGCCAAUCUAGCUGAAUUUCAAGACCAUCCACUUUAUUUUUUAUGCUGCGAGCAUUCAAAUACAGCACUGUGUGGUGCACCCUCUCCAAACCUGUCAUGCUACGUUUUGGAGAACAGGAACCCCCGAACUUGCCGGAAAGUCUGAGGAAUAGAAAUGAAACUUAACUGAGAAGAUGUUGGGACAUGAAAAUGCAUUUUGGACUGAUGAGGCUGAUGUUUGUUACUCCAGGAUUACUUACAACACUAUUGGAGCGACCAAGGAUACCCCUUUCUGAGAGAGGUCUCGCCGGUCAUCCGGUAUUGAAUGAACUCCGCACGUAUACACAGGGGAGAAACUGUACAACUGCUCAGACUGCGGGAAGGAAUUCACUCAAUCAUCUCAACUGAAUGAACAUCAGCGAGUUCACACUGGGUAGAAGCCGUUCAUCUGUUCCAACUGGGAAUGAAUUCACACUUUCAUCUUGCCUGUCUACACACCAGACUGUUUUCAGCAGUGAGAGGACGUUGACCUGCUCAGACUGUGGGAAGACAUUGACACACUCAUCCACACUGCAGAGACAGUGGCGGGUUCACACUGUGGUGAGGGUGGUCACCUGCUCUGAAUGUGGGAUGGGUUUCAAUCAGUCACUCAUCCUUGUGUCACCCUGCCGGGCUUUGACCCAUCAUUAAUCGGAGAGAUCAGAAGCUUCAGAGGACGGAAUUCACUCAAGUUGGCCAAUUGAGCAUUAAAGGCAGUGGUUUCAGGGCAGGUUAUUUUUGAGCUUUCACCAGGGGCCAGUCAACAGUCGGGUUUGAUUAUCAAGAAGAUGCCAACGUUAGGCAGCAGCAAAUGGAGUGGCCGAUGCUGGACUGGGCAGAGUUGGAGUAGAGACUUUGAGGCUUUACCUCUUUGAGGGUUCAGUCAGGACAGCCUUCGCACAGAGAAGGCAACAUUACACUGGAGGUGGAAGUUUUUUUGCCCCCUUCCUCACAUUUGCUCAGUUAGAACAGUCGAGAUGCCAGGCAGGAUAGUGGAAAGCUCCUCUUGCGGGAUGUGGGAAGGCAGGAGACCCUCCUGUGUCCCCGAUAACUACACCUGUGAGAAGGGCAUCCAGCUUCAGCUCCGAAUAAUCCACAUUAAGGAGUGGGAGCUGGAACUGGAUGAACUCCAGAUCAUUCGAGAGGCCGGAGGGGUGAUAGGUAGGACAUAUAGAGAGGUAGUUGUAACCAGGCUGUACGCCACAGGGAACUGAGUGACAGUCGCAAAGCGGAAGUGGGGGGUGGGGGAAGCAAGUGCAGUGUACCCCUGUGUCCACCCCCUGAACAACACAUAUAUCACUUUGGUCACAGUUAAAGACGGUGGGAUGACCUGGCCAAGGAAGGUCACAGCAGGAGGGUCUCUGGCACUUAGUCUGGCUCUGAGACUGAGAAGGGGAGGGUGGAGAAGAGGCGAGCUGUGGUCAUUGGUGAAUCAUUAGCUAAGGGAACUUACUGGAUGUUCUGUGGGUGGGAAUGAGAUUCCAGGAUGGUAUGUAGCUUCCUGUGUUCUCCAGGUCUGGGUUAUCUCCAGCCGAGCACUCAGCUUUGCUCAGGAGGGUGAACAGUGAAGGUCGUGAUCCAUGUGGGUACCAAUGAUAUGGGCUGGUAGAGUAACAAGGUUCUGCAAAGGGAGUUCAGGGAGUGAGGUGCUAAGUUAAAGGGCAGCUCGUCCAGGGCUGUGACCACAGGUCUGUCACCUUUGCCACAUGCCAAGAAUAGGAACAUUAUACAGUUUAACAUGUGUCUAAGGAUUUGGUGCAGGAGGGAGGGCAUAAUGUUAUUGGAUCAUUUGAGCCCACAAGGAUUACUGUAUGUACAGGAGUUUGCAUUGGUGUAGAGGGGACAUGGUUGCUGGAGGGUGAAGUGGGCGGACAGGUCUCUCUCUCUCUGUCAGACACACACAAACAUAUGCAGUGGAGUGUGAGGGAGGGGAGUGAGGAGGGAUAAGGGGAAUGAGGAGGAUGGUGUUAGGGCUCAUUCACAAAGUCUCAGACUCACCCAACCGUCCCCCUCUGGAAUUGGUCCCAUUCCCUACCCCAGGCUGGGGGUGAGCAUUGAGUUGCCUUGCCAACAAGAAACUGAAUUGUUUGAUAGCAUCUGGUGAACAUACUUUGAUAAUAAAUUUACGUUGAACUUGAACAUUGAAACGUAUUGUUUUUAAAACUUGUACUGAUGAGAAAUGAUCUCUGUGAAGAUCCAGGAGUGGAAAAUGAACCGGUGUUCAGCCCCACUGCUCCAUGCCAGACAAGAACCCCUAUCUGAGUCUGUCCCAUCUGUCUGUGCUUGACACACCUCCCUCUAAAGUUUCCUUUUUCUGUACCUGUCCCAGUGUCUUUUAUUUUCCUUCACAACCUCAUUCUCCUGCCUUCACCCUUUAACCUUUGAUGACUUUACUAAUCAAUGUAUGUUUUAUCUAAACAGGAUGACUUGGCCUCUGAGCCGUCCGUGGCAAUGAAUUUCACAGGUUCCUCAUCUGUCUAAAUGCAUGCUCUCUGGUAUUUGACAUUGUGACCCAGAAGAUUAAAAAUGGCAGUUAUCUACUCUAUCGAGAUCUUUCGUUAUCUGAUCAACUUCUAUCAGGUCACCCUGAGCUCCUCCACUCCAGAGAAAACAGCCCAAGUUUAUCCGAACUCUCCUCAGACAGUAGCUCAUGAUUCCAAUCCACACAACAUCCUGGUGAACCUCUUCUGCAAUCUCCUCAUUGCUGCCCCAAACACCAGUGGUGUAAUGGACUUCACAAUUUGGAACAGCCUUCCAGAUGCUGUGGUUGGAAACAUCAGCGACGAUGGGUUCCAAGUCUUCAAGAGUCGAGUGCACAAACACCUAUCAUCUCUGGGAGGGAAGGCACAUGCUUCUUCAUAAGAUAUGAUGAAGGGGACCAGGAUGGCAAUGCUUGGCUGUUGGCAGGUUUGAAAUUGCAGAGCACUUGUGUACGGGAAUCUUAAACACAACAAAACAUCAGUUUUUCUGUCUCUGUCUGGAUAUUUAAGGAGUAACCAAAUAUUUUCUUUGCAACGCCAACACAUCUGUUGUCGAUCCUUG
Mobula hypostoma (lesser devil ray) is the source of this 8533-nucleotide messenger RNA. RefSeq names its product zinc finger protein 420-like. Gene Ontology annotation, biological process: regulation of transcription by RNA polymerase II. The record is from RefSeq and is a predicted model, not a curated record. Gene Ontology annotation, cellular component: nucleus. The coding region runs from base 1685 to 3586 and encodes 633 amino acids. Lineage: Eukaryota; Metazoa; Chordata; Chondrichthyes; Myliobatiformes; Myliobatidae. The transcript has 7 exons. Gene Ontology annotation, molecular function: DNA-binding transcription factor activity, RNA polymerase II-specific; RNA polymerase II cis-regulatory region sequence-specific DNA binding.